Messenger RNA from Chrysemys picta bellii (western painted turtle), 6178 nucleotides. It is a transcript of the gene SEC24B, whose product is annotated as SEC24 homolog B, COPII coat complex component. Gene Ontology annotation, molecular function: zinc ion binding; SNARE binding. Gene Ontology annotation, cellular component: endoplasmic reticulum exit site; COPII vesicle coat. Gene Ontology annotation, biological process: endoplasmic reticulum to Golgi vesicle-mediated transport; intracellular protein transport; COPII-coated vesicle cargo loading. The record is from RefSeq and is a predicted model, not a curated record. Lineage: Eukaryota; Metazoa; Chordata; Testudines; Emydidae.
GUCCUUCACGCGCCAGUUCCAGGCGGAAGGCUGCGGCUGCGCGCGUUCCAGGGUUGUUUCCGUUGGUGACGUCCGGCGCGUCCGCCAAAGCAGAGGCGCAGCGAGGAGCUAUGUCGGCGCCAGCCGGGAUCCCCCCGCGCUCUGCCGCAGUCCCUGGAGGGGCCAGAGCGCCCGCCGCCGCGGCCAGGCCGCCGCCCUGUCAGAACGGUCCAGUGCAAAAUCAGAUGCAGUUCCCUUUUGGAUAUGGCUUACAUCUUGAAAACUAUAGUGCUUCCUCCGGACACUACCCACCAGUUCCCCAUGAAGCUGUCCCUUCGCAGUUGAAUAACCAGUAUGUUGCUGAUUACCACUCUGCUUGCUAUUCAAUCCCAGUGCAAAGUGUCAUGACAACUUCCGUGGGUCCCAGCAUGUUGAACACACAGCAGUUGUACAGUGGGGCUCCUCAUCCUGUGGAGUCAGCUGGAGGACUUACCCAAGGAGCAAUAUCAUCUGCAUCUCAUUUACAUACAAGUGUUCCACAGUCAUAUUCUGCAGUGAGUAGUCACUACAGUUCUUCAACCAGCUCUUCAGUUGCGUCUCAGGGAUUUCCCCUUUCUUCUGGUCGUUAUGCCAUGCCUACCGUCUCUAGUGCUGUAUAUCCUAACCUUUCCUAUCCUUCCAUGUCUGUUGGUAGUCCAUAUGGGCAGGUAUUUACUUCCCAGAGCCUUCCAGCUGUUGGACAGUUUGAAGAGACUAAUACAUUUCCUGAUCAAAGUUCAACUGUACCUCGUACACUGCAACAGCAAGUUCCUUUGGGAUAUAAUUCUACAUCAUGGUCCACUUCAGAUUUUCAGUCAGCUCAAGACAACUUCAGCAGGAAUAACACUGGAUCCCUGGCUAAAGCAAGCAACCAAAUAAAUACAGUUGGUAUUGUAGAUUCAUCGCAUCCUGUAAGCCAGAAUGUUCAGUUUACCAAGCCUGGUGUGGAAACAUCUGUUGUUUCUUCUGCUGUGACCUCUUCAAUAAGAACACCUGUUGGAGACCACUUAACUGAACCUGCUUCUGUGCCUUCCAAUACACAGCCAUCGGAAUCACUGCUUCAAGAAGGCAUGCAGUAUGGUGGAUAUGUUAAUAAUCAAGCUAGCUCUGCACCAGCUCCCUUGUCAUCAAGUUCAGAUGAUGAGGAAGAGGAUGAGGAGGAUGAGGAAGCAGCUAUUGACAGCUCCUCCACUACUAGCAGUGCCUCUCCUGUUAUCAACAAUUAUGAUGCCCUUGAAGGAGGUGGCUAUCCAGAAACAAAUUCUGCGGCAAGUAGUCCAGCUCCUACUCCUCAGACAUCAAGGACUCCUAAGCCCUUUGGUUACGGAUACCCAACUCUUCAACCUGGAUACCAGAAUGCAACACCAUCUACUUCUGCUAUGCAGCCCAGUAAUCCAGGGCACCAUUCUGGGUUUCAGCAAUAUCCUCAACAGUAUCCUGGUGUGAAUCAAUUAUCAUCCACCUUAGGAGGAUUAAGUCUACAGCACUCUCAGCAGCCAGAAAGCUUGAGACCAGUAAACCUUACACAAGAUAGGAAUAUUCUUCCUGUUUCUCCAGUUCUAGCUCCUGUGCCUAAUUUGAAUUCAGACCUUAGAAAAUUAAAUUGCAGUCCAGAUUCAUUUCGAUGUACACUGACAAAUAUUCCACAGACUCAGGCUUUGCUAAACAAAGCUAAACUUCCCUUGGGAUUGCUGCUGCAUCCGUUCAGAGACCUAACGCAAUUACCUGUAAUAACAUCAAGCACCAUUGUGAGGUGCAGAUCCUGCAGGACAUAUAUCAACCCUUUUGUUUCCUUCAUUGACCAAAGGAGGUGGAAAUGCAACUUAUGCUAUCGAGUUAAUGAUGUUCCUGAAGAAUUUAUGUAUAACCCAUUGACACGAUCCUAUGGGGAGCCUCAUAAACGGCCAGAGGUCCAAAAUUCUACAGUGGAGUUCAUUGCUUCUUCAGACUACAUGCUUCGUCCUCCUCAGCCUGCAGUGUACUUGUUUGUUUUAGAUGUGUCUCAUAAUGCAGUGGAAGCUGGAUACUUAACAAUUGUAUGUCAGUCAUUGCUGGAAAACCUAGACAAGCUGCCUGGAGAUUCGAGAACAAGAAUAGGAUUCAUAACAUUUGACAGCACUGUUCAGUUCUACAACUUGCAGGAAGGUUUAUCACAGCCUCAAAUGCUGAUUGUCUCAGAUAUUGAUGAUGUUUUCUUACCUACACCUGACAGCUUACUUGUAAAUCUUCAUGAAAGCAAAGAGCUGAUAAAAGAUUUAUUGAAUGCACUACCAACUAUGUUCAUCAAUACAAGAGAAACACACAGCGCAUUGGGUCCUGCACUUCAGGCUGCCUUUAAAUUGAUGUCUCCAACAGGUGGCCGCAUAUCUGUGUUUCAGUCACAGUUACCAUCCUUGGGUGCAGGGCUCUUGCAUUCCAGAGAAGAUCCCAAUCAAAGAUCAAGCACAAAGGUUGUACAGCAUCUUGGCCCAGCGACAGAUUUUUACAAAAAGUUGGCACUGGACUGUUCAGGACAGCAAACGGCUGUGGAUUUGUUCCUCUUAAGUUCUCAGUAUUCUGACCUGGCUUCUCUAGCUUGUAUGUCCAAGUAUUCUGCUGGAUGCAUCUAUUAUUAUCCAUCUUUCCAUCAUAGCCACAAUCCUGCUCAAGCAGAAAAACUGCAAAAAGACCUUAAACGAUACCUUACAAGGAAGAUUGGAUUUGAGGCAGUCAUGAGAAUAAGAUGUACAAAAGGUCUUUCAAUACAUACUUUCCAUGGAAAUUUUUUUGUGCGAUCUACUGACUUGCUGUCACUUGCCAAUGUCAAUCCUGAUGCUGGAUUUGCAGUACAGAUGUCCAUCGAGGAAAGUCUAACAGAUACAUCUCUGGUGUGUUUUCAGACUGCUCUUUUGUAUACUUCCAGCAAAGGUGAACGGAGAAUUCGAGUGCAUACACUUUGCUUGCCCGUAGUCACUUCACUGGCUGAUGUUUAUGCAGGAGCAGAUGUACAAGCAGCUGUCUGCCUCUUAGCAAACAUGGCUGUGGAUCGGUCAGUUUCAUCAAGUCUUUCAGAUGCAAGAGAUGCCUUAGUGAAUGCUGUGGUAGAUUCACUGUCAGCAUAUAUCUCAACUGCCUCAAACCUGCAGCAAUCCUCACUGAUAGCACCAAAUUCCCUCAGACUGUUUCCUUUAUAUGUUUUGGCUCUUCUCAAACAGAAAGCAUUUAGAACUGGCACUAGCACACGCUUGGAUGAUCGUAUAUAUGCCAUGUGCCAGAUAAAGAGUCAGCCUCUUGUUCAUCUGAUGAAAAUGAUACAUCCCAGCUUGUACAGGAUAGACAGAUUGACCAAUGAGGGUGCAAUACAUGUUAACGACAGGGUUGUUCCUCAACCUCCUCUUCAGAAGUUGUCUGCAGAGAAACUGACAAGAGAGGGAGCUUUUCUUAUGGAUUGUGGAUCAAUAUUUUACAUUUGGAUUGGGAAAAGUUGUGAUAAUAGCUUCAUAAAAGAUGUGCUCGGAUACCCUAACUAUGCAUCUGUACCACAGAAACUGACACAACUUCCAGAGUUAGAUACACUUUCUUCAGAGAGAGCCCGAUCUUUUAUAUCCUGGCUUAGAGACAGUAGACCUUUAAAUCCAGUUCUUCAACUAAUAAAAGAUGAGAGUCCUGCCAAAACAGAUUUUUUCCAGCACUUAGUUGAAGACCGGACAGAGGCAGCAUUCUCUUAUUACGAAUUCUUACUUCAUAUUCAACAGCAGAUUUGUAAGUGAAAGUGGAAGAAAGAAGAAGAAAAUUCCCAACUUUGGAUACAAAUGUUAGCUGUGAGAGGAGCACAUGGCAACAGGCAUUUGCUCUUCACAGUAAACAGUGUAAAGCACCGUAUCAGAAGCUUUGCAGCUAAAGGAAAAAUAUACACGUCCGGAGGAAUUUUACGGAUUUGCUUCAGCCUGAAAAUGAUAGGAGUAAUGAUGCUCUUUCACUAGUACAUUUUUAACUGGUUUAUACACGUUUCCGGUAGUGCAGCAGUAUGGUGCUCUGUUUAUUGCAAGCUGUUGAAUUUAUGUAGCUAUGUGGGAUGAUAUUUCUUAAUGAUAUGUAAAAUUAGAUAAAACCUUUUUUCUUACAUUUAUUAUGAUAACCUUUCUGGAGUCAGACUCUUGCAGAGGUGCCAAGGGCAGUACUAUAUGGUGUUUGUUUAUAUUACUUUUUAAAAGGAAUGAUUCAUAUUCACUAAAAGACUUCAACAUUUUCCGUGUGAGGACUAUAGAGUUUCAAUACAGUACAUGAAUUGUAGAAAUAAAAUAUAUAAUGUACAUAAGUGUUACAUUUGUAAAGAAAAUGUAAAAAUGUAACUACACAAUGAAUUGCCCAGUGUGCAACAAUGUUGCAUAUUCAAUAAUAAAUCAUUUUGCCCAGUUAAAAUGAGGUUGACUGAUAGAUAAUACAUAUUAAGAAAUCUGAAUCACAUAGGAAAUACCCAACUUUGUAAUCCUGUUAAUUCUUUUACAUGGAUUUAUUUAUGAUCAGCUUACUAAUUAAAAAUAUUUUGCUUGAUCAUGUGUUUUUAUAUUUAUGCAACUGAUAAUCAUUUAGAAACUGAACUCUAAUGCUGAAUCUAAAAUUCACUUUUGAAGAGAAUGUUUACCACUUUAUUUCACAGAUUUCUAGAAGGGGAGGAGAGAAUAUUUCAUAGUUUGAAAUGAGCAAAUGUAUCAAUAAGGGUUAGUUUGGGGUCCUUUCACAUAUUUGGCUUGUGAAAAAGUAUAACAUCCUAAUAUUUUGUAAUCUGCAGCAAUCCUGGCCCAGGUUUCUGCAACUCAGUUUUGUGGUACUCAAAAUAAGCAUGAUUAAUCAUUGAAUGGGAUCCUGUGACAGGGUUUCUGCAUGAUGAAAAAUAAGGGACAUAAAAAUGUUUUAUUAAAAGAGAGGAAGGGAAAGUAAUAUUUUAUUUGAAAAGUUGGUAAAUGUCAAAAAAGCUUAUUUCAAAAUGUUAUCACCUUGCUAUUGACUUCUUUAUAACCUCAUUUCUGCUAAUAAAUGUAAUUAAAUGGCUGGGUUUGUAAACACAGAUUAAGCUCCGAAGUUAAAAUCUGGUAUUGGUGGUCAGGUGAAGGGGGAGGAACUGUGUUUGGCCAUCCGCUGCAAUUGCUGAUUUAGACUUGGUCAGUCAUAUGACCCAGUCUGAACUUUUAUCACUUGUUUGCUUUAAUUAAAUUUGUGUGUGUUCAGGUAAUUGAACGAAGGAGUGCUAAAUAAUUAAAUGGUGGAAAUGUUAGCACACUUUCUUUUAAAACAGUCCAGAAAAACAUUUUUUAAAAGCAUUCAAGAAGUUGAAUAUUAACGACCCAACCCCCCGGAAAGAUGGACUCAAAUUGAAUCUGUACCUACUGUACAGUAUUCAAUAGAAACAUGUAAUAGCUAGAUAUUGCAACUGUUUAUGAUUAAUUAAAUCCUGAAAGUGUGUAAUCCUGAGAAUUUGCACCACAUCAGUUUUGGAGAUACCUUAUUUAAAUUUGUGUAUCUUUUCCCUAAUUAAAGAUACUCAAGUACACCAAGGAUAGCACAUAAAUAAAUCUGUUAUUCAUCUUUAUGGUCAGUUACUAAGGGGCUUGUACACACUACCACUUAUGUUGGUAUAACUUUUGUCACUCAAGAGAGUGAACAAGCCCCCCCACCCAUGACUGACGUACGGUACAGCAAGCUAAGCGCUGGUAAGGACAGCACCGUGUAACUCUCCCACCGACAUAGCUACACCUCUCGAGGAGGUGGUUUUAUUAUCCCAAAGGGAGAGCUCUCUCCCAUCAGUAUAGAGCGGCUUCACCAGCUGCAUAGGUGCAGCUGCGUUGCUGUAGCACUUCUAGUGUAAAUGUCUGCAGAAAUACAGGGUAGUGUCCCUAAAUCAAGACAACACAAUGCAAGUAACUACAUAUAUUUUGUUCUAUUUACACUACACAUUUUGAAUUAAGGGUAAGAGCUCCUGAAGAAUAAGACAGGUGAAAAGAUGUCAGAAGGGGAUAUUAGCAUAAUCUUAAUAGUUCUUCAGAAUAUACAGACUUGUAAACUUGACAUUGAAUAUCCAGGAACAUUCAAAACAAUGAUUAUGGUGACCCAGUCUGUAAAACUGCUACUUAAAGCUUUAUUCUUCUAUGUAUUUUGUAUAUAAAAGUUGUUAUGAAAAAUA